Molecule: messenger RNA, 3850 nt
Organism: Lycium barbarum (goji berry)
Lineage: Eukaryota; Viridiplantae; Streptophyta; Magnoliopsida; Solanales; Solanaceae
Product: clathrin interactor EPSIN 2
Biological process (GO): endocytosis
Cellular component (GO): plasma membrane; endosome; clathrin vesicle coat
Molecular function (GO): phospholipid binding; clathrin binding
Source: RefSeq, a predicted model, not a curated record
UGAAUCAAUAGAAUAACGGUAGGAGUAUAUUUGAACUCAAAGUAUAACGAGGGGUAUAUUUGACCAUUUUCUAAUACUUUGACCCUUUUCCGUACAAAAAAAAAAAAAAAGGGGUGAGAAUAAAAGGGUUAAGUUUAUAGAGAAGAAGAGAAAUAAAAGGAAAAAAGGAUUUAGACAUGGGGAUAGAAAAAGGGGAAAAGAGAGGAAGUGGAGGCCUAUGAGAGUGAUUGAUUUGAUUGUCCCACCCCGCCCUGUCUGUAUGUAUAUUGGUAGGGUACGUGCAAGAGUCUCCUUUUUCAUUUGCUUGCAGCCAUAACGUUACUACUUAUAUUAAUUACACCCUCCCUCUCUCUCAAAAACAAAAACCAAAAAAAAAUCAUUCGUAGCUCUUUCCCCCCCUCCUCCACCAUCAUUAUAUAUGUGUCUGUCAGAUCUAAUAUUGGGAGGAGGCUAUCCUAUAGCAUCAGGUUCAUAUCUCUAUUCCCAUCACUUUUGAAUGUUUGUUUCAAUCUGCAUCAACAUUCCUCACAUUCUAUUCUAUCAAUCCAUUCUAUAAUAACUUGACCUGCCCCAAAAUGAAAAAGGCCUUUGGUCAAACUGUCAGGGACAUCAAGAGAGGGGUGAACAAAAAAGUUCUUAAGGUCCCUUCCGCAGAACAAAAAGUGCUUGAUGCAACUAGCAAUGAGCCCUGGGGUCCUCAUGGAUCACUUCUUGCAGAUAUUGCUCAAGCUUCAAGAAACUAUCAUGAGUACCAAAUGAUUAUGGCUGUAAUUUGGAAGCGUGUCAGUGAUACUGGAAAAAAUUGGCGGUAUGUUUACAAGGCUUUAACUGUUUUGGAUUAUUUAGUAGCCAAUGGGUCUGAGCGUGUUAUAGAUGACAUAAGGGAACAUGCAUACCAGAUAUCUACAUUAUCCGAUUUUCAAUAUAUCGACUCUAGUGGAAAAGACCAGGGAUGCAAUGUUAGGAAGAAAUCUCAGAGUCUUGUUGUUCUUGUAAAUGAUAAGGAGAAGAUACAAGAAGUCCGCCAAAAGGCAGCUACCAAUAGGGACAAAUUCCGUGACCCAUCAAUGGGUGAUAUGCAUCGAGGAUAUGGUGACAGAUAUGAAGAGGAUCAUUAUGGAGGCAGAGAUGAAGAGAGAAAUGGUUAUGGGAGAGAAAAAGAAUGGGAUUACAGAGAUGAGGACAAAUAUGGUAGGUAUGGUGAUCCAUACAGCCGUGAUGGGGAUCGCUAUGGUAGAGGUUAUGAUGAACGCAGCCGAGAUGGAAACAGGGAUGAUGAUCAUCGUGGAAGAAGUCGGAGUGUAGAUGAUUAUAGUAAUGGCUCAAGAAGUAGUGACAGAGACAGGGAUCGUGCUUAUGAUGAUGAUGGUCAAUAUUCUUCUAGAGGAAGCGGUACAAGGGCUGAGGAUCGCUUUCAAGAUGGAAGUGUUAAUGCCAUGCAGCUUGAAAGAGGAUUUUCUGAACAAAACCUUGAUGCACCUCCCAGUUAUGAGGAAGCUAUUGGUGCGUCACGAAGCCCCACACACAGCGAAAGGAAUGUGGAAAUAGCUUCAGCAUCUGCUCCUAAAUCUUCUUCUCACGCAAUUGGAAGUCCAAAACAAGAAACCACCCCUGCUCCUGCACCAGCUGCUGCUUCAUUGCCCAUUCCAGUACCAGUUGCUGCUCCACCAGAGAACAAUGAUAUUGAGAGCUUUGAUGAAUUUGAUCCUCGGGCUUCUUUCUCUGUGACCAGGGCUCAAUCAAAUGGUGCUGUGCCAACUACUACCAUUGGCACUGAAGUGGAUUUACUUGGCUCCUUAUCUGAGCAAUUUUCUUCUAAUUCUUUAGCCCUUGCAUCAGCAACUACAACCACCUCUGAGGUUAAUCCUUUUGAGACUAAUGUUUCUGGACCCGUGUUUGGCGGAGCAUCACCUGCAUCUUCUGUCACUAACCAGAUGUUUGAGGAUCCUUUUGGUGAUGGUCCUUUCAAAGCUGUACCAACCUCAGACACAGUGCAAAUUCAGCCGCAGAGCAUUUCUCCUCCAUCUUUCCUUCCUAACUCAAAUCAAAGCCCUGAACCCCCAGGCCCUCAGAGUGCUGAGGUCCCGAAUACAAUAUAUGCAUCACACAAUUAUGCUCAUCAGGAGUUGUCCACAUCCAACCACGAUAUUGAUAUAUUGGCUGAUAUUCUCCCGCCUUCUGCUCCUUCACCUUCUCUGCAUCCCUCUAAUGACCACGCAACCCCAAGUGGCCCACUUGCCGCACAGGCAGGUUAUCCAUCUUACAGUGGGCUAGCUGCACAACCAACAGGUUAUGCAGCUACCCAUGGUCAGGAUGCUUCACUAACAGGUUUUGCAGCUCAACCUGGUUUACAGUCACCACAAACAAGUUAUCCUAUCCAUGGGCAACCUUUUUCUCAGAUUGGGUUUUCUGGUCAAACGAGCACUUCUCCAUCUCUUGGUGGUUAUUCAGUUCAACCUGUUCAAACACCACAGACAAGUUUUGGGCUGCAAAGUGGUCAACCUGCAUCUCUUAAUGGCUUCCCAUCUGCAUCGGGUUCCUUUCCCCACCCUGGAUUUCAGGUCACUGCUAGUCAGUCUCUGCAGACAAAUACUAACUUUGGAGGUUACAACACAGGAUUGGGAUCUAUAGGUUCAGUUAGUACGCAAAUGGGAUUAUCUCCUGCUGGACCAUCUAUCCUUAUGCAGCCAGCUACUGCAUCCCAUAUGCCUACACAAAUGAAUCUUCCAUAUUCACAAAAUCAAACAAGUAACGUGUCAAUGCCCCCACAGUCGGCUCCAGUUUCAACAACUCUCAUCAGCAGCAACCAAUCAGCCAAUGACAAAUUUGAGAUAAAAUCUACCGUUUGGGCCGAUACACUGAGCCGUGGAUUGGUCAAUUUGAACAUUUCUGGAUCUAAGACAAAUCCUUUAGCUGAUAUUGGAGUUGAUUUUGAUGAUAUUAACCGCAAGGAGAAGAGGUUGGAGAAACCUAGUACAGCACCCGUGACAUCGACUGUUACCAUAGGCAAAGCAAUGGGUUCUGGUAUUGGUCGUGCUGGUGCAAGUGCUCUAAGGCCUUCAUCAAAUCCAAUGGCAGGGGCUGGCAUCGGCAUGGGUAUGGGUGCUCCUGGAGCAAGUGCCAUGGGAGUAUAUGGAGUAAACCAGCCUAUGGGGAUGGCUAGACCAAUGCACAUGGAAAUGGGCAUGAACAUGGGGCAAGGAGUACAGAUGCAACAGCCAACUGGAUUUCCUCCUGGUUCCACCUUACCAGGAGGUUAUAAUCCCAUGACGGGCGGAGGUAACUAUGGCCAACAAUCAUUCGGUGGUGGAUAUCAAUGAGCUUAAACCUGUGAAUUUGGGAAGACCGUUGAAAAGAAAUGCUGUUUUGAUAGAAUCCAGAAUGUAUUCUAGUGAAUAGCCUGUUGAGCUCAAACCAUCUGUUGUAGAGUCGAUACUUUUUGGGUAUGGCAUGUAGCAUUUGCAGAUAAGAGGGUAGUUGUAUCUUAGUUCUUUCUUUCAGGGUUGUUUUGAAGUUGCAUUACCGAUGUACCCUAUUUCGGUCAGAGAGCGCUUGCAUAGAUGACUUUGCACAUCUUUAAUUUGAGGAUCACCUAUCUCAUGAGUCCUUUUGGCAACUUGAUUCAUUUGUAUACAUGUAGAUUUGUUGAAGGAAGGGUGGAAGAAGUGACUUGAAGGAUCAAGGGCAGUUUAGUAAAUUCCUUAUGGUCUAGUCUUAACUACUUCACAAAGUUAGUUAUUGUUAGGAAGUUAGUAAGUUAGUUAUGAGAUGGUUAAGAGUCAUUAUAUACACUGAUUGUAUUGUAUUGAAGAUUAACACAUUGAAUAAGAUUUUCUCUUUCUAAUCUCAA